This is a messenger RNA of Brachypodium distachyon (stiff brome), 3068 nucleotides long. Its product is annotated as aminopeptidase M1-A. Gene Ontology annotation, cellular component: cytoplasm. The transcript is spliced from 19 exons. Gene Ontology annotation, biological process: peptide catabolic process; proteolysis. Lineage: Eukaryota; Viridiplantae; Streptophyta; Magnoliopsida; Poales; Poaceae. Bases 216 to 2852 code for a protein of 878 amino acids. The record is from RefSeq and is a predicted model, not a curated record. Gene Ontology annotation, molecular function: zinc ion binding; metalloaminopeptidase activity; peptide binding.
CGUACAGCAACGGAACUCCGGAACCCCGUUAACAACAAGCCGUUGGAGGAGCCCACAAUAUAAUAUCUCAUCGCACCGGAUCGCAAAUCGCAAAGCGCUCUUGAUUAAUCAUCGCCGAGCGCCUCCGCUGCUCCCUCCUCCAAGUCUCCGACGCUUCCAAAUCUCUUCUUCUUCUUCUUCUUCUUCUUCUCUCUUCCUCGGGGGUAGCGGUGACCAUGGCGGCGGAGCAGCAGAGCGCGGAGCAGUUCAUGGGGCAGGCUCGGCUCCCCGGCUUCGCGGCGCCGCGGCGCUACGAUCUGCGGCUCACGCCCGACCUCGACGCGUGCGCCUUCGCGGGCUCCGUGGCCGUCUCCGUGGACGUCGCCGCGCCCACGCGGUUCCUCGUGCUCAACGCCGCCGACCUCGACGUCUCCCCCGGGGACGUACACUUCACGCCCCAGGGCUCCGGCCAGGUGUUGCAUCCUGUGGAAGUUACCAAUGCGCCGAAGGAUGAGAUCUUGAUUAUUCGCUUUAGCGAAGUGCUUCCUCUUGGGGAGGGAACAUUGGCAAUUGCAUUCCAUGGAACUUUGAAUGACAAGAUGAAGGGCUUUUACAGAAGUGUGUAUGAGCUCAAUGGCGAGAAGAAGAAUAUGGCUGUAACUCAAUUUGAACCCGCUGAUGCAAGGCGCUGCUUCCCAUGUUGGGAUGAACCCUCUUUCAAGGCUGUCUUCAAAAUUACUCUAGAAGUUCCGUCUGAGACCGUUGCUUUGUCAAAUAUGCCAGUCAUUGAAGAGAAGGUCAAUGGUCCUACGAAAGUUGUUUGCUUUCAAGAAACCCCAAUAAUGUCAACAUACCUAGUGGCUGUUAUUGUUGGCAUGUUUGACUAUGUUGAAGCUUUCACUACCGAUGGCACUAGUGUGCGUGUUUACACACAGGUUGGUAAGAGUGCCCAGGGAAAGUUUGCUCUGGAGGUUGCCGUGAAGACACUGAUCCUCUUCAAGGAGUACUUUGAGGUGCCGUAUCCUCUCCCAAAAAUGGACAUGAUUGCGAUUCCUGAUUUUUCCGCUGGAGCAAUGGAGAACUAUGGCUUAGUUACAUACCGUGAAACAGCUUUGUUAUUUGAUGAGCGACACUCUGCAGCUGCUAAUAAGCAAAGGGUUGCAGUUGUCGUUGCACAUGAAUUAGCUCACCAGUGGUUUGGGAAUCUUGUAACCAUGGAAUGGUGGACGCAUCUAUGGCUUAAUGAGGGUUUUGCAACAUGGGUAUCCUACUUAGCUGCAGAUUCUUUCUUUCCUGAAUGGAAUGUUUGGAUUCAGUUUCUAGAUGAGUCUACAACAGGGUUCAGGUUGGAUGCUCUUGCAGGGUCACAUCCAAUUGAGGUGGAUGUAAAUCAUGUUGAUGAAAUAGAUGAGAUAUUUGAUGCUAUAAGCUAUAGGAAAGGAGCUGCUGUUAUUCGGAUGUUGCAAAGUUAUCUUGGGGCUGAGAUCUUCCAGAAAUCUCUGGCUGCAUACAUCAAAAGGUUUGCAUAUUCAAAUGCCAAAACGGAGGACUUGUGGGCUGCCCUUGAAGAGGGCUCUGGUGAGCCGGUGAACACAUUAAUGCAGUCAUGGACAAAGCAGCAAGGUUAUCCUGUUGUCAGUGUAAAACUCAAGGAUGGAAAGCUAGAGCUGGAGCAGACACAGUUCCUGUCAAGUGGGUCCGCAGGAGUUGGGCAAUGGGUGGUUCCCGUCACACUAUGCUGCUGUUCAUACUCACUUCAACAAAAGUUUCUUUUCCGUGGGAAACAAGAGGAUUUCAAUUUGUCAGGGCUCGUAGAAUGUCAAAAUAAAGAUGACUUCUGGAUAAAACUUAAUGUCGAUCAGACUGGCUUCUAUAGAGUGAGCUAUGAUGAGGAACUUGCAUCCCGACUUAGGCAUGCAGUUGAGACCAACAAAUUGAGUGCAGCAGACAGAUAUGGUGUACUUGAUGACACAUAUGCCCUCUGCAUGGCUGGUAAACAAAAGUUGGUCACAUUGCUGCAUUUGAUUGCCGCCUACAAGGAUGAGACUGAAUAUACAGUGCUUGCAAAUGCCAUCAAUACAAGUCUGAGCAUUUUUGAGAUGAUGUCUGUUGCUGCACCUGAGGAGUUGGGUAAUAUGAAAAAGUUCCUAAUUGGCUUUCUUGAGCCGUUCGCACAGAGAGUUGGUUGGGAUGCUAAGAGCGGCGAGGGUCACCUAAAUGCACUGCUAAGAGGUACACUGUUGAAUGCUCUUGCAGAACUUGGCCAUGAGGCUACCAUAAAUGAAGCCGUACGUCGAUUUAAUGUCUUUCUGGAAGACAGAGAGACACCACUCCUCCCACCAGAUGUCCGAAAGGCUGCAUAUGUUGCUCUGAUGCAGACGGUGAACAAAUCAAACAAAGCUGGUUAUGAAUCACUCCUGAAGAUUUAUAGGGAAACUGAUCUUAGCCAGGAGAAAGUCCGUGUGUUAGGUUCAUUGGCAUCUUCCCCUGAUCCUGAUGUUGUCCAUGAAGCUCUUGACUUCCUGCUAUCUCCUGAGGUAAGGAAUCAGGACUGUAUAUUUGUUCUUCGCGGAGUGACCGCAGCGGCACAGGAGGUGGCAUGGACAUGGUUGAAGGAAAAGUGGGACUACAUAUCAGAGACCUUCACCGGACACCUGCUCACCUAUUUCAUCUCAGCCACCGUCUCACCGCUCGCGACGAACGAGAAGGGCGACGAGGCGGAGGAGUUCUUCAAGAGCAGGACCAAGGCGAGCAUCGCAAGGACGGUGAAGCAGAGCCUCGAGAGGGUGAGGAUCAAUGCCAAGUGGGUGGAGAACACCAAGCGCGAGGCCGACCUCGGCCAUGUCCUCAAGGAGCUCGCUCACAAGCAUUGAGACCGGGCGACCUGGUUUUCCUGUGCAUGUAAGAUUUGUGCUACUGUACUACUUGCUCUGAUUCUAAAUUCUUGACUCAAAUUUGCCCAAAUAUGAAUGUAUCUAUUCUUAAAAUGCGUCUAGAUAUAUGUAAUAUUUCGACAACAAUUUAGGAUCGGAGGGAGUACUUUAGAAGAAGUUGGUAAUAAUAAAGGGCGGUUAUACACUUGUUGCUGA